AUGGCAGAUCCUUUCUCCGUCGCCGGUACUGCUGUUGGUAUAAUCUCGCUCGGUCUGCAGACUUGCCAAAUUCUUUACAAAUACUGCUCCGAUUUUAAGAGCUUCCCUCGCGAUGUUGAGGCCACCCAAAGGCAAAUCAGAGGCCUUGAGGGUAUCUUGCAAGGGCUCCAUGAGGUCAAAGAACAACUGGAAAUCGACAAUCAUACACCGUCUUCGCAAUUACAUAUGGCUUUGAAGGAUUGCAAGGAAACGUUGCACGAACUUAUGAGGAUGGUAGAGAAAAGGAACCCCGCUUCAAAAUCAGAAGGCGUUCAAACUCAACUUCGAGCUGUGAAGGAAAGGGUCCUCUGGCCGUAUAGGAAAGAAGAUCUCAAAGAGGUGCAGUCAUCGCUCACAAGGUUCCAGGAGAAUCUAGCUCUGGCUCUACAGUGUGCCGGCCUUGACGGCACAUUACGUCGGCUGAGAGACCUGCAUUCUGAGUUCAUUAUUCAACAACAACAGGCGAUUAGGGUAGAACAGGCCCUCAAUCAAAAUACAGAAGUGUUGCAAAUGAUUCGCCGAGAUGUUGCUUCGCAAGGUCCUGAUCUGUCGAAGAUAUACAAUGAAAUUAUGAGUCUACGAGCUCAGCUUUCAGAAGACAGAGUAUCUGUUGAGGUUGGUCGAUACCAGUUGGUGGACAGCGACUCAUCUUCUCAACAACUGACUCCCACAUCGUCAUCAACAAUUUAUGCUUUCCCACACGAAGAGAACCUUGGGCGCACAUCACGGCUUCCAAUACAGAGCUGCACCGUCCAAACCGAAAGGUUUUAUUCAUGCCGCUGUCGCUCGAAACGGAAGCGGAAAGUUGAACCCAGAAGAUGGUACAUGAUCCAAACAGAUGAAGCCUAUGAUCACCACAGAGACUGCCCUCGAUUCACACACGGAGACUACACUAAAUCCGUUGCUUUUCAGGUUUCCAUGUACAACAGUCUGCUAAAGUUCUGUGUGCAGAUAGGUUGGCAGUCUUCGAGAAAAGGGGGCUGGAAUUCACCGGCACCCGUGCUGAGAUAUCGGGCUGUAGCUCCGCAAGACUCACCGGUAUUCAAACUCUUAGAUUGUAGAUUAGAGCUCUUUCAGUACGGAAAUCUUUUCGAGGAAAUAUCUAGCAGUAUGGCAAUCAUUCUCCCAACCAUUGCACCUAAACUUCAACAGGAGUUUGGAAAGGGUGCUUGUCCUACUGAUCUUGAUCUGAAUGGAGACGGAAUUUUAUUUGCUGUCCUUCGUCUUAUAGAAAAGGCAAUAGAUUUGAUGGACUCUAGAGCGAAAUUCAUGAGCGAUGUGUCUAAGGUCAUUGAUGUGUGUUUCGACGCAGGUGUGCCCUUCAACGAUGAAGAUGCCUGGAGACGGUACAUUCCCUAA
This is a messenger RNA of Bipolaris maydis ATCC 48331, 1398 nucleotides long. Lineage: Eukaryota; Fungi; Ascomycota; Dothideomycetes; Pleosporales; Pleosporaceae. The record is from RefSeq and is a predicted model, not a curated record.